Molecule: messenger RNA, 1682 nt
Organism: Gastrolobium bilobum
Lineage: Eukaryota; Viridiplantae; Streptophyta; Magnoliopsida; Fabales; Fabaceae
Product: plasmodesmata-located protein 6
Exons: 3
Coding region: 317-1189 (290 amino acids)
Cellular component (GO): plasmodesma
Source: RefSeq, a predicted model, not a curated record
UUAAUUUAAAGGCCAAAAAGUGUGAAAAUAAUUGUAGGUAAGGUACCUUUGAUUAGUUAGUUACUUUAACCAUUUAGCACUCCAUUCUGCUUUUUUGUUUCCACAAUCAUACAUACUCUUCUUCUUUCAUCAACUUCCUCACUUCCUUACGUAAAUUCUCCUCAAAGCAACCCAUCACCAUUACCACAGUACUCUCCCAAACUCACACACAACAAGAAAGAACCUAUCAUCAGAUUCCACAACACCCUCAUAUCCAUAAAACAAAAACAUUCUUAGUAUUUCCUCAGCCUCACUCACUCAUAUUCGUUCACACCACAUGUCAAGCACAAACAUAAACAACAUGCUUCUCCUUCUUCUCUUCCUUCUCACACUCUCAGCCAUAACAACCCCUUCAACCUCCUCCACUGACUCUUUCAUCUUCGGCGGUUGCUCCCAGCUGAAGUUCACGCCUGGUUCCUCUUACGAGAACGGCGUGAACUCGAUCCUCACCUCCUUGGUCAACUCAGCCACGUUCACAAACUAUAAUAACUUCACCAAUCAGGGCACCGCCGCGUCGGACACCGUCUACGGCCUCUUCCAGUGCCGUGGGGACCUCAGCAACGACCAGUGUUCUCGCUGCGUGGCGCGUGCGGUGAGUCAACUCGGCACACUCUGCUUCGGCUCGUGCGGCGGCGCGUUGCAGCUCGACGGCUGCUUCGUGAAGUACGAUAAUAUCACGUUCCUUGGGGUGGAGGACAAGACGGUGGUGGUGAAGAAAUGUGGGCCGUCGAUUGGGUUGACCACAGAUGCGUUGACCCGAAGGGAUGCUGUGGUGGCGUAUUUGCAGGCGUCGGAUGGGACUUACAAAACGUUCAGGUCGAGUGGCUCUGGGAAUAUGCAAGGUGUGGCGCAGUGCACGGGAGAUUUGAGUCCCAGCGAGUGCCAGGAUUGCCUUUCCGAUGCCAUCCAACGGUUGAAAACGGACUGUGGGGCCUCCACCUGGGGAGAGAUGUACUUGGCCAAGUGCUACGCGCGCUACUCGGAAGGUGGGAGCUACUCGCGCGGAAGUAACGCUGAUAACAAUCACAAUGAUGAUGAGAUUGAGAAGACACUCGCCAUUCUAAUUGGACUCAUUGCUGGGGUUGCUCUAAUCGUCGUUUUCCUUUCCUUCUUGUCCAAGGUGUGCGAAAAGCAUAAAGGUGGUAAAUAAAGAAUAAUAUGUGCAUAGCACUGGUAUUGAACUUUUGUCCAUGCUUUUCUAUGGUAUACUACUUGUCUUUCGGUGGCUCUUUUGGCACUCUUUUAGUCCCUCAGUUUAAACUUUCCCUUUUUGUAUUCAAUCCGUCUUAUUCUUAUCUUUGUAAGCUUCCUGCAUAGUUCCCUUUAUAAAAAAAUACCAGUUAAGGUAUAGAUAGAAAGAUGUGUAUGGAAAAAGUAGUUCCUUGAAACAAGUUACAGAAUUAGUUGCAAUAAGGAGAAAAGGCUCAAAGAUUCCACUCUCUGUGACCACUUAUUUACUUGUCUAGUGUCCACUAAUGUGUACAAAUAGUGAACAUUUCAGUGAAAAGUUCAGUAUGUUAUGUUAUAGCCUUUGGUGGGUAUAGAGUUUUUGCUUACUUUUAUAUUAGAACAAGAUGAAGAACUUUACUUUCCAUCCAAAAAGUUAGAUGAAGACAAACUUGAUAAAAUUUCUGUCAAAUCAG